Messenger RNA from Arabis nemorensis, 1269 nucleotides. The record is from the annotation of a GenBank genome assembly. NCBI's taxonomy places the organism in Eukaryota, Viridiplantae, Streptophyta, Magnoliopsida, Brassicales, Brassicaceae.
AUGACUAAAUUUACGGUAUUGCCACUCUCUGUUCUUCUCCUUCUCUUGUUCCUCUCUACUGAAUCGUUGGCUAAGUCGGAUGAAUCGGACGAAAACGACGUCGUAGCGCCGUCGUGUUGCGGGUUUUCGUCGCCUCUGCUGAUUAAGAAAGAUCAAUGGAAACCAAUCUUUACGACGAAGUUGGGACACAUCUCAACCGUUCAAAUCGGAGAUGGAUGUGGAGGAAUGGGGCCUUACAAGAUACAUUCCAUAACGUUGGAACCAAACACACUUUUGCUCCCUCUUCUUCUUCAUUCCGACAUGGUCUUCUUCGUUGACUCUGGAAGUGGGAUACUGAAUUGGGUGGAUGAGGAAGCGACGAGUUCUCAGAUAAAACGAGGGGAUGUGUACAGGCUACGUCCCGGUUCGGUUUUCUAUUUACAGAGCAAACCGGUGGAUAUCUAUCUUGGAACCAAACUUAGGCUUUACGCAAUCUUCUCCAACACCGAGGAAUGUUUACAUGAUCCUUGCUUUGGUGCGUAUUCGAGUAUCACAGAUCUCUUGUUUGGUUUUGAUGAGACCAUUCUCCAGUCAGCUUUUGGGGUUCCUGAGGAGAUUAUAGGGCUGCUGAGGAACCGAACGAACCCGCCAUUGAUCGUGCCAGAUAUGAGCACACCAAAUGAGGUCAACGCCAACAUGUGGCAGCUCCAACCGCGGUUACUCAAAUUCUUUGCUGGAGAUGUAAGCGCAGGCUCGGAAGCAAAGACAUUCAAUGUCUUCGAAUCCGAACCAGAUUUUGAGAGCCUUAACGGUCGUACUAUAACAAUUAAUAGGAAAGAUUUGAAAGUGUUAAAAGGCUCAAUGGUUGGAGUUUCCAUGGUAAAUCUAACUCAAGGAUCGAUGAUGGGACCCCAUUGGAACCCAUGGGCUUGCGAGAUUUCGAUUGUGUUGAAAGGAUCAGGAAUGGUUCGUGUGCUUAGGAAUUCGAUUUCGAGGUCAUCUAAUUCCGAGUGUAAGAACUCGAGGUUUAACGUAGAGGAAGGAGAUAUAUUUGCGGUUCCACGGCUUCAUCCAAUGGCUCAAAUGUCUUUCAUCAAUGACUCGUUAAUCUUCGUUGGGUUUACUACUUCACUUAAGAAUAACGAGCCACAGUUUUUAGCGGGAAAGAGCUCGGCUUUACGUUCGCUUGACCGGGAGGUGUUGGCUGCUUCGCUUAAUGUGAGUAGUGUGAUGAUUGAUGGAUUGUUGGGAGCUCAGAAAGAAGCGGUUGUGAGAGUUGGAGAGGCUUGA